AGAUCGAGAAGGUCUUCGGUUACCAGCACAACGUCAACCGUUCAUUCUCGUUCAUCUUUACGAUCUUUGAAUAAGGGAAGUGCGGUAUUUGUAGUUUCAGCUUUAGAGCAAAUCGCAGCCAGCAAAGAGGCAAAAGGCAAUAAGCCACCUGCAAAAGCAUUACGAGAAGCUGCUUUGCGAGCGUUGGAAUUGGUACGCAGUGCUACACAGCAACAAAAUGCCAACGUUUCAGCAGAAUCAGGAGAGCCACCUGCGCCAGGAAUUGAAAUGGAUCCAAGAGUGGUUUUCGAACCAUUACGAUUGGCAUGUCAAACGAGAAAUACGACUUUGAUUGUUGUUGCUUUGGAUUGUUUAGGAAAGUUGGUUUCUUAUUCGUUCUUUGCGGAAGAUGCGCCAACUCAUGAAAACAGCGAAGAAGCUUUAUCGGAUGUUGUAACUUCGACUGUUUGUGAAAGCUUUUAUGAAGGUGUAGACGAGAAAGCACAAUUGCAAAUCAUCAAAGCUCUCGUGGCGGUCGUCUUGUCUACCAGCGUACACGUACAUCAAUCCAGUUUACUUAAAGCUGUCAGAACGGUUUACAAUAUCUUUUUGCAUUCUAAAAGUACAGCAACCCAAGCUGUCGCUCAAGGUGUAUUGACACAGAUGGUACAUCAUGUCUUUGGACGGGUUCCAAGAUCACAACGAGGAGAAGUGAGUGCAAAUGGGAAUGGAUUGCUUAGCCCUACACGCUCUGCAGGAGAAAGUGAGCCACCACCUACGCCUAAUAGACGCAAUGGCGAGCAAGACAGGGAAGCCGCUACCCAAAAGAGCGAGACUGGAGAAGAAGAUGUUACACUUAAAUCUCUCGAAGGAAGAGCGUCAUUCGAAGGUGCAUCAGAACGUGAUACAGGAGCAGCAUUAAUGCAGAAUUACAACAUUACACAAUCUGAAUUGUUCGUCAAAGAUGCCUUUUUGGUUUUACGUGCUUUAUGCAAGUUAAGCAUGAAACCUGUCAGUGCGGAUAGCGAACGUGAUCUCAAAUCUCAGGCGAUGCGAUCGAAGCUUUUAUCGAUGCAUUUGAUUUUGACAAUCCUUCGUUCGCAUAUUAGCGUAUUCACAGAUCCAAGUGUGAUCAUUCACAGUGCAUCAACAGGUGAACAAACCCCGUUCGUUCAUGCGACAAAACAAUAUCUUUGUUUGAGUUUGAGCAGAAAUGCGGUUUCCAGCAUCAAUCAAGUUUUCGAAAUUUCUUGCGAAAUCUUUUGGAUCGUUUUGAGCGAAAUGCGAACAAAGAUGAAAAAGGAAAUUGAAGUUUUGAUCAAUGAAAUCUUCUUGCCAAUCUUGGAAAUGCGUAAUUCAACAGCAAAGCAAAAGUCUAUCCUAUUGACUGUUUUCAUUCGACUUUGUCGUGAUCCUCAAGCUUUGGUUGAGAUUUACCUGAAUUACGAUUGUGAUAGAACAGCUUUGGACAACAUUUACGAAAGAUUGAUCAAUGUCAUCAGCAGGCUCGCCCAGACUCACAUCAUGCCAGGAACGCUAUCGGAAAAGGAUGCCGAUGCUAGUACACCUUCAUCGAGUAGCCGCGGAAGGAGCGAUGCACCCACUAUCCCGCCAACUUUAAGUACAGCCAACCCUAGCGAAGCAGGUGUACAAGAAAUUAGUCAAAGUCUAGCAGGACAACCUAUUGAAGUUCGAUUGAAGAGACAAAGCCUAGAAAGCCUUUGUUCAGUUUUACGUUCCCUUGUGAUUUGGUCAGGCAAGUCUGCUAUGCCAGCUGAUGCUGUACACCCUAACGGUGGCUCAUCGUUUGAUGGAUCUGCAUCUCCUGCUCGUGCAAGCUUUGAUGCUCGUGGAAGUGGCAUGAGUCGAGGAGAUGGAAGUGCAAGAGGGAUGGAGCAUUCGAGAAAUGAUUCGGGAUCAAUCACUCCAAGUAUCACAUCUUCUGCAGUGAUGAAUACGAGUACACCAGACUUUUCACGUGUGAAUACGCCUGAUUUGCCCGUCGACGAUCCAACUCGAUUCGAAACAGCCAAAGAACGCAAAACGAUGCUCAUGGAAGGUAUUAAACGAUUCAACUUCAAGCCAAAGCGUGGAAUCGAUUUCUUGAUUCAACAAGGCUUUAUUCCUUCGCGAGAACCGAUUCACAUUGCACGUUUCUUGCUGUACACCGAUGGUCUCAAUAAAGCCCAAAUUGGUGAAUAUUUGGGAGAAGGAGAUGCAGAGAAUAUUGCUUAUAUGCAUGCUUUUGCUGAUUUGAUCAAUUUUGAGCGUAUGUCUUUCACUGAUGCUUUGCGCAAAUUUUUGCACGCAUUCCGAUUGCCAGGAGAAUCGCAAAAGAUUGAUCGAUUCAUGCUCAAGUUUGCUGAAAGGUACAUGUCCGGAAACCCUAAAGAGUUUGCGAAUGCAGAUACAGCAUAUGUGUUUGCCUAUUCGGUCGUAAUGUUGAAUACAGAUGCACACAAUCCGCAAGUCAAACAUAGAAUGACAUUGCAAGAUUUUAUCAAGAACAAUUCUGGUAUCGAUGAUGGUAAAAAUUUGGCAGACGAAUAUCUAGCCGGUGUUUAUGAUGAAAUUCAAAAGAAUGAAAUCAAGAUGAAGGAUGAGAUUGCUUUACCUACUCCAACAACAGGUCAAAACGCCGGUGGUUUUGCCAACGCAAUCGCUGCUGUAGGAAGAGAUUUACAGAGGGAAGCCUAUGUCUUGCAAUCUGAAUCGAUGGCCAGCAAGACUGAAGCUUUGUUCCGAACAAUGGUGCGCACUCAACGUCGCAUUCAUCCUCAACAAAGAGCAGCAGCCGAACAAUUCUAUUCUGCGAGUCAUUUUGAGCACGUUCGACCUAUGUUUGAAGUUGCAUGGAUGGCAUUCUUAUCGGGUAUUAGUGGUCCAUUACAAGAGACUGACGAUCCGGAAGUGGUUGGAUUAUGCCUGGAUGCAUUCAAAGAUGCAAUCAGAAUCGUUUGCUUAUUUGGAAUGGAAUUGGAAAGGAAUGCCUUUGUGACUACGUUGGCCAAAUUUACUUUCUUGAACAAUUUAGGAGAGAUGAAAGGCAAAAAUGUAGAAGCAAUCAAAGCUUUAUUGGGUAUCGCAUUGACGGAGGGUAACUACCUGAAGGGAAGCUGGCACGAAGUAUUAACCUGUGUUUCGCAAUUGGAACGUUUCCAAUUGAUCAGUGGUGGUGUCGACGAACGCUCUUUACCAGAAUUGGGAAGAAGAGCAUCGGCCGCCAGAAAAUCUUCAAAUCCAAGAGCGACAACUCUGCCCACAGAAGAGGUCGUACAGGCGGGAGCUUCAAGUGAGGUGACUGUUGCGGCUGAUCGAGUUUUCUCUUCUACGCCCUUGUUAUCGGGUACAGCUAUCGUUGACUUUGUUCAAGCUUUAUCCGAUGUUUCUUGGGAAGAGAUUCAAUCGAGUGGAAUGUCAUCCGAUAAUCCAAGAUUGUUCAGUUUGCAAAAAUUGGUCGAAAUCAGUUAUUACAACAUGAACCGUAUUCGUAUGGAAUGGAGUAACAUCUGGUUGAUUUUGGGAAAUCACUUCAACGCCGUUUGUACACAUUCGAAUGGAAGAGUAUCCAGUUUCGGCUUGGAUUCUUUACGUCAAUUGUCGAAUAGAUUUUUGGAGAAGGAAGAAUUACCUCACUUCAAGUUCCAAAAAGAUUUCCUCAAGCCAUUUGAAUACACAAUGCGAAACAAUCGAUCUUCGGAAGCAAAGGAGUUGGUCUUGCAAUGCCUUCAACAAAUGAUGGCAAGUAGAAUUCAUAAUAUGCGAUCAGGUUGGCGUACGAUGUUCGGUACGCUAGGUGCAGCAUCAAAGGCAUCUGAACGGGUUGCAUCAUAUGCAUUCGAACUCGUCAGGCAGCUCAAUGCUGAUCAUUUUGGGGAGAUUCUCACGGCUGGUGCUUUUGCUGAUUUGACUGUCUGCUUGACCGAUUUUGCAAAAGCAUCUCACGCUCAAAGAGUUGCACUUCAAAGUGUUUCAAUGUUACGUGGAGUUGUGCCAAAGAUGCUUGCUGUACCUGAAUGUCCAAUCGAUGCAGAUGUGGAACCAGCUCCUCCUGCAACCACGCCAAUGAUUGAUGAUCCAAUGGUCCGCUUCUGGUUCCCUGCCUUGUUUGCAUUCUAUGAUAUUAUCAUGAAUGGUGAUGAUCUGGAAGUCAGACGGGUAGCCUUGGAUGCCCUGUUCGAAAUCUUGAAGAAGCAUGGUACAACGUUCAGAUUAGACUUUUGGGACACUGUCUGUCAAGAAGUUCUCUUCCCAAUCUUUGCCGUUUUACGAUCACGUUCUGAUGUCACUCGUUUCAGUACGCAAGAGGAUAUGAGCGUUUGGCUUUCCACAACAAUGAUUCAAGCUUUGCGUAAUUUGAUCGAUUUAUGGACACAUUAUUUCCGCAUUUUGGAAAGAUUAUUGCCGGGUCUAUUGGAUCUGUUGUGUGCUUGCAUCUGUCAAGAGAAUGAUACAUUGGCUCGAAUUGGAACAAGCUGUUUGCAAGCAUUAUUGGAAAAGAAUGUACGCAAGUUGAAUGAAGAACGUUGGGGUCAAGUGGUUGAUACAUUUGUACAAUUGUACAAGACCACAACUGCGGUACAAUUGUUCGAUCCUGCUUUACGUGCAGAACAUGUCUCUAUCAGUCCUUCUACCAGUAUAUCUAGUGUUUCAGUUGCUGAUCCAAACAACGAUUCGGCACCUAUGCAAGCGCAACCGCUUUCUCCACCUAUCCAAUCUGCUCAAGUGGAAGGUAACUUUGCUUCACUUGAAGGUGUCAUUUCACCCACAAGCGCAGGACCGGAAAAGACUGCCGCUGCUGCAGCUCCUAUGACACAAUCCGAAAGAAGGCGAGCUUUCAAGCAAAUUAUUGUGAAAUGCGUUUUGCAAUUAUUGUUGAUCGAAACAACAAAUGACCUUUUGAGCAAAGGAUUGGUGUACGAUCUCAUACCCAGUCAUGAGCUAUUACGUUUGAUGGGCGUUUUGGAAGACAGUUUCCGAUUCAGUCGCAAGUUCAAUGCGGAUAAAGAAUUACGAACGGCAUUGUGGAAGGUCGGAUUUAUGAGACAAUUGCCUAAUUUACUCAAACAAGAAUCCAGUUCUGCUGCAACUUUGAUUCACAUCUUGGUAAAGAUGCACAGAGACACUCGUGGAAAGAUGAAAGCAAUGGUUUCCGAUAAGCUUGUUCCGCUGAGUGAAGAUAUUCUGGUGUCGUACUUGCCGCUCGAUAUUGAAACGCAAGCUCGUAACAUUACAGCUUGGACACCCGUGGUUGUAGAGGUUUUAUCUGGUCUCUGCAGCCUGUUGGAAGCACAUCACGGCAAUCGCAAGGAUGAUGAAGCGGAAGAGACGCCUGUAACGCGCAAUGGAUUGGAUCGUGAUUCGCUUGUGAGAACAUUCUACCCAUUAGCAGUGGAUCUUUUGGGUCGUGAAUCUUUGCCAACGGAAAUCUCAAGAGUUCUUCAAGAAUUCUUUGGACAUGCUGGCUUUGCGAUGGGAAUCAUGACUGCAUCUUCUGAACGUGAUCGAAAGAAAAGGAUGCGUGAAAUACGCGAUAAAGAACGUGUA
Messenger RNA from Meira miltonrushii, 5526 nucleotides. Its product is annotated as Sec7-domain-containing protein. The annotation marks the transcript as partial. Lineage: Eukaryota; Fungi; Basidiomycota; Exobasidiomycetes; Exobasidiales; Brachybasidiaceae. The record is from RefSeq and is a predicted model, not a curated record. Gene Ontology annotation, biological process: regulation of ARF protein signal transduction. Gene Ontology annotation, molecular function: guanyl-nucleotide exchange factor activity. The transcript is spliced from 2 exons.